AUGAUUCAGAUUGUAGCCCCAUCGGAUGAAUUGCGAGAAAUGACUUUAUUAGAAAUGCAAGGGAAAGUUUCUAUUCCUCCCAAAGUUCUCCAGCAGGCACGUGAGCAACAACGAGAAAAGGAAGAAGAACAGAAACUUCUUUCUGGAGUAAAACACCCACGUAAUGAAGAGACGGUAUUGGAAUUACCACUUGGUUCUGUGGAGAAUGACUCCCGCAAUGAGAAGCGCUGCUCUCUACACAUUGGAACACUAGUGGUGGAUGGAAGUCAAGGAAAGUACAGAGAACCACUCCUCGUAUUAAGAAGAAGGGAUGAAAAGAAGCGAGAACAAGGAUCAAGUAAUAAUAAUAAUAAUAAUAAUAAUAAUAAUAAUAAUAAUAAUAAUAAUAAUAAUAAUAGGAAUAAUGAUGUGGAGAAACCUUCUUCUUUUUCUUCAAUAUCCAUUCAACCCUUAUCAACAACAGCAACAACAAAGACAUCAUCAUCAUCAUCUAUUUGUUUGUUGGAGGAUUGGUUGAAAGAUCACCCAGAGGAACUCACAUUAGAUGCCGCUGCUGCUGCUAAUAAUAAUAAUAAUAAUAAUAAUAAUAAUAAUAAUAAUAAUAAUGAGAAUGAUAAGGACGGUAAUGCCAAUAAAGUGCCGAGGAAAGUAUAUGAGUUAGUGGGUAUUGUGGAACGCUAUGUGCUUUUAAAUUCCAAACCAAUGCGAACUUUUUCUUAA
This is a messenger RNA of Trypanosoma theileri, 720 nucleotides long. RefSeq lists its product as uncharacterized. The coding region runs from base 1 to 720 and encodes 239 amino acids. NCBI's taxonomy places the organism in Eukaryota, Euglenozoa, Kinetoplastea, Trypanosomatida, Trypanosomatidae. Gene Ontology annotation, cellular component: Ctf18 RFC-like complex. Gene Ontology annotation, biological process: mitotic sister chromatid cohesion. The transcript has a single exon. The record is from RefSeq and is a predicted model, not a curated record.